Messenger RNA from Gigantopelta aegis, 1461 nucleotides. RefSeq names its product serine-aspartate repeat-containing protein I-like. The record is from RefSeq and is a predicted model, not a curated record. The transcript has a single exon. Bases 1 to 1461 code for a protein of 486 amino acids. Lineage: Eukaryota; Metazoa; Mollusca; Gastropoda; Neomphalida; Peltospiridae.
AUGACUGAAACACAAGAAGAAAUAGCUGUGUCUGAAGAACCAGAUGUCAUUGCGAUCUCUGAAGAACAAGAAGAAAUAGCUGUCUCUGAAGAACCAGAGGCCAUUGCGAUCUCAGAAACACCAGAAGAAAUAGCUGUCUCUGAAGAACCAGAGGUCAUUGCAAUCUCUGAAACACAAGAAGAAAUUGCUAUCUCUGAAACACAAGAAGACAUUGCAAUCUCUGAAACACAAGAAGAAGUUGCUAUCUCUGAAACACAAGAAGAAAUUGCUAUCUCUGAGGAACUAGAUGGCAUUGUAAUCUCUGAAACACAAGAACAAGUAGCUGUCUCUGAAGAACCAGAGGCCAUUGCGAUCUCUGAAAUACAAGAAGAAAUAGCUGUCUCUGAAGAACCAGAGGUCAUUGCGAUCUCAGAAACACCAGAACAAAUAGCUGUCUCUGAAGAACCAGAGGUCAUUGCAAUCUCUGAAACACAAGAAGACAUUGCAAUCUCUGAGACACAAGAAGACUUUGCAAUCUCUGAAACACAAGAUAAAGUUACACUCUCUGAAACACAAGAAGAAAUAGCUGUCUCUAAGGAACUAGAUGGCAUUGUAAUCUCUGAAACACAAGAACAAGUACCUGUCUCUGAAGAACCAGAGGCCAUUGCGAUCUCGGAAAUGCCAGAAGAAAUAGCUGUCUCUGAAGAACCAGAGGUCAUUGCGAUCUCUGAAGAACAAGAAGAAAUAGCUGUCUCUGAAGAACCAGAGGCCAUUGCGAUCUCUGAAACACAAGAAGAAAUAGCUGUCUCUGAAGAACCAGAGGUCAUUGCGAUCUCUGAAGAACAAGAAGAAAUAGCUGUCUCUGAAGAACCAGAGACCAAUGCUAUCUCUGAAAGUCCAGAAGACAUUGAUAUCCCUGAAACACAAGAAGACUUUGCUAUAACUGAAGCAGAUAUUGAAGCAGCAGUUUCUAAAAUUGAGGGUGUGGUGUUACCCACAGAGGCACUGGAAUAUGAGUUUGAAAAGGAAGUAGACAUUGCUAUCUCUGAAACGUCAGACGAAAAGACCACCAUUGAAAAACAAGAAGAUAUUGCUAUCUCUGAAUCACAAGAAGACAUUGCAAUCUCUGAAACACAAGAAGACGUUUCUAUCUCUGAAACACAAGAAGAAGUUUCUAUCUCUGAAACACAAGAAGAAGUUACUAUCUCUGAAUCACAAAAAGACGUUGCAAUCUCUGAAACACCAGAAGAAAUAGCUGUCUCUGAAGAAGCAGAGGCCAUUGCUAUCUCUGAAACACAAGAAGACAUUGCUAUCUCUGAAACACAAGAAGACAUUGCUAUCUCUGAAACACAAGAAGAAGUUGCUAUCUCUGAAACACAAGAAGACAUUGCUAUCUCUGAAACACAAGAAGAAAUAGCUGUCUCUGAAGAACCAGAGGUCAUUGCAAUCUCUGAAGAACAAGAAGAAGGUAGCUGUCUCUGA